AAUUAGAAAGCUUCUUUUUUUUAAUUCAACUUGAGUCUGCGACUCUUUGGUUAAAUUUCAGUGCUAUAAAAUUCUUUAAAUUCUCUUUCUCUUCUCUUUGUCACCAACUACCAAGGCCCAACGCCUCCGGUCGCCGGAGCUAUUUUACGGCCUCUGAUCGGCGGUUUAUGCAACGACAGCGGUGGUAUCACCGUAAUGAUGACGCUCCCACGGCGGCUUUCCACGGCGGUUGCUUGUUUUCAGAUCUUGUUGUUUGUAUGUAUAUGUAAUGCAGAAAGGUAUAAUACACGGAUACUUGCCACACAGAGUGAAAAACAUGGUGAAGAAUAUUGUGCAAUGUAUGAUAUAUGUGGAGCACGUAGCGAUGGGAAAGUACUUAAUUGCCCUUUCGGUUCUCCAUCUGUAAAGCCAGAUGAUUUAUUAUCAGCUAAGAUCCAAAGUUUAUGUCCAACAAUUUCUGGAAACAUUUGUUGUACAGAAGCUCAAUUCGAUACAUUGCGUACACAAGUCCAACAAGCAAUACCUUUUCUAGUUGGAUGUCCCGCAUGCUUAAGAAACUUUUUGAAUCUGUUUUGUGAGCUUACAUGCUCUCCACAUCAAAGUCAAUUCAUCAAUGUGACUUCGAUUUCUAAGAUAAAGAACAAUAUGACUGUGGGUGGUAUUGACUACUAUAUAACUGACACAUUUGGAGAGGGUUUAUUUGAUUCCUGCAAGGAUGUAAAGUUUGGCACCAUGAAUUCUCGGGCUAUUGAGUUUGUUGGUGCUAGUGCUAAGAAUUUCAAAGAGUGGUUUGCUUUCAUUGGUCGAAAAGCAGACCUUCAAGUACCAGGUUCACCUUAUGGAAUAAACUUUCGUCCAGAUGCUGACGUGGCAACAGGAAUGAAGCCUAUGAAUGUGACUACUUAUUCAUGUGGUGACACGUCAUUAGGCUGUUCUUGUGGUGAUUGUCCUUCAUCUCCUGUUUGUUCAAGUUCUACCCUUUCAUCACCUCACAACAAGGGUUCUUGCUCAGUUAAAAUCGGCUCUCUUAAGGCAAGAUGCGUCGAAGUUUCAUUAGCAAUAGUGUAUAUUAUUUUGGCCUCUUUGUUUCUUGCAUGGGGUUUGUUUUAUAAAAGAGGAGCAAGGAAAACAUCUUUGAGAACUAGACCAUUAGUGAAUGUGACAAAUGGUGGUGAUCAAGUACAGCAUGUCCAUGGGAAAAAAGACAAGAAUAUCCCCAUGCAGAUGCCUGAGGAUAACCCUCAAAUAGCAAGUGGGGUUCAGCUUUCAGUUGUUCAAGGAUACAUGGCAAAAACUUUCAGGUUAUAUGGAGCGUGGGUUGCUAGAAAUCCAGUUAUUGUCUUGUGUUCUUCAUUAGCUGUUGUUCUUCUUCUUGGUUUAGGCUUAAUCCGUUUUCAAGUAGAGACACGCCCUGAGAAACUUUGGGUAGGCCAUGGGAGUAGAGCUGCAGAAGAGAAACAAUACUUUGAUAGCCACCUUGCACCUUUCUAUAGAAUCGAGCAGCUCUUAUUGGCGACUAAACCUUUGGCUACACAUGAGAAACCACCAACUAUUGUGACAGAGGAAAAUAUUAAGUUGCUUUUUGCAAUACAAGAUAAGGUAGAUGGAAUUCGAGCAAAUUAUACUGGAUCAUUGGUUUCUUUGACAGACAUAUGCAUGAAACCUCUGGGUGAGGCUUGUGCUACACAAAGUAUUCUUCAGUAUUACAAAAUGGAUCCUAAAAACUUUGAGAAUUAUGGGGGUAUUGAACAUGCUGAAUACUGCUUUCAGCAUUACACUUCUGAUGAGAACUGCAUGAGUGCAUUCAAAGGCCCACUAGAACCAAGCACAGCAUUAGGAGGUUUCUCUGGUAGCAAUUACUCUGAGGCUUCUGCAUUCAUCAUAACUUAUCCUGUGAACAAUGUGAUUGAUAAAGAAAGCAAUGAAACUAAAAGGGCAAUUGCAUGGGAGAAAGCCUUCAUUAAAUUAGUGGAGGAUGAGCUCCUGCCAAUGGUGGCAUCUAAGAAUUUGACAUUAUCCUAUUCUUCUGAAAGCUCUAUUGAAGAAGAAUUGAAAAGAGAAAGUACUGCAGAUGCUAUAACAAUUUUGAUAAGUUACCUUGUGAUGUUUGCUUAUAUAUCUUUGGCAUUGGGUGACACUCCUCGCUUCACAUCAUUUUAUAUUUCGUCCAAGGUAUUGCUUGGGCUUUCUGGAGUAAUGCUUGUCAUGCUAUCAGUUAUUGCAUCAGUUGGUUUUUUCAGUGCAAUUGGAGUAAAAUCUACACUUAUCAUCAUGGAAGUCAUCCCUUUUCUUGUUUUGGCUGUUGGGGUAGACAACAUGUGCAUUCUGGUGCAUGCGGUUAAAAGGCAACAAGUGGAGUUGCCUUUGGAAGGCCGAAUAAGUAAUGCACUUGCAGAAGUGGGACCAUCUAUAACUCUCGCCAGUCUGUCUGAAGUUUUGGCAUUUGCGGUUGGAAGCUUUAUUCCUAUGCCAGCAUGUCGCGUAUUUUCCAUGUUUGCAGCACUGGCUAUUCUCUUGGAUUUCCUUCUGCAAGUCACUGCUUUUGUAGCUUUGAUUGUUUUUGAUUUUAUGAGAGCUGAGGACCAGAGGAUUGAUUGUUUUCCUUGUAUUAAAGCUUCGAGUUCAGUUUCUGAUACUGAUCAAGUUAAUAAUCAGAGAAAAUCUGGAUUACUUACUCGGUAUAUGAAGGAGGUUCAUGCACCCAUCUUGGGUCUAUGGGUAGUCAAACUUGUAGUCAUUGCUGUGUUUGCUGCAUUAUCAUUGGCCAGCAUUGCAUUAUGUACAAGGAUUCAACCUGGUUUAGAACAACAAAUAGUUCUGCCUCGAGACUCAUAUCUUCAGGGUUAUUUUAAUAAUGUCUCAGAGUAUCUCAGAAUUGGUCCACCUCUAUAUUUUGUUGUGAAAAACUAUAAUUACAGUUCAGAAUCAAGACAUACAAAUCAGUUGUGCUCCAUCAAUCAUUGUGAUGCAAACUCCCUUUUGAAUGAGAUAUCAAAGGCAUCUCUUGUACCUACAUCAAGCUACAUUGCAAAACCUGCUGCUUCAUGGCUUGAUGAUUUUCUUGUUUGGGUAUCUCCAGAAGCUUUUGGAUGCUGCAGAAAGUUCACUAAUGGAAGUUAUUGCCCCCCUGAUGAUCAGCCUCCUUGUUGUUCUUCUAGUGAUGGUUCUUGUAGCACAAAUGGAUUUUGCAAGGACUGUACCACGUGUUUUCGUCACUCAGAUUUCCAAAAUGAUCGUCCAACUACACCACAAUUCAAGGAGAAGCUUCCAUGGUUCCUUGAUUCUCUCCCUUCUGCUGAUUGUGCAAAAGGUGGCCAUGGAGCUUACACGAAUAGUGUGGAACUUACAGGUUUCGAGAAUGGUAUUAUUCAAACAUCUUCCUUUCGUACAUAUCACACACCCCUGAACAAACAGGUUGAUUUUGUUAACUCAAUGAGGGCUGCACGAGAAUUUAGCUCAAGGGUUUCUGAUUCCUUAAAUAUUGAGGUGUUUCCUUAUUCUGUAUUUUACAUGUUCUUUGAGCAAUAUCUUGACAUAUGGAAGACAGCAUUGAUUAGUCUUGCAAUAGCCAUUGGUGCUGUAUUUGUUGUCUGCUUGGUUAUUACAUGUAGCCUAUGGAGCUCGAGUAUCAUUGUACUUGUGCUGGUGAUGAUUCUUGUGGAUAUGUUGGGAGUGAUGGCCAUUCUGAACAUCCAACUGAAUGCUGUGUCUGUUGUUAACCUCGUGAUGUCAGUGGGUAUUGCUGUCGAGUUUUGUGUACAUAUAACACAUGCUUUCUUGGUUAGUAGCGGUGAUAGAGAUCAGCGGACAAAGGAGGCUUUGGGUACAAUGGGUGCUUCAGUUUUCAGUGGAAUAACAAUUACAAAGCUAGUAGGAGUAAUCGUCCUCUGCUUCUCAAGGACCGAAAUAUUUGUGGUUUACUACUUCCAAAUGUACCUUGCAUUGGUUCUUCUUGGUUUCUUACAUGGGCUCAUUUUCUUGCCAGUGGUACUAAGCAUGUUUGGCCCACCUUCUAGACGUGUUCUUGUUGAGAGGAAAGAAGAUAACAAGUCUUCCGCUUCAUCAUCAUUAUAACUUAGAUUCUUUCAAUCUUGUUCUCUCUCUCAAUCAUUCUCAAUUUCUCAUAGGCAAAUUUUCUCAUGAAAAAAAUGAGGGUGAACACAAUUAAUGUGUAAAGUGAUAAAAUAUAGAGCUAUCUUAAGUUAUAUAGACUACACGUGAGCAUAGAUGUAACUUAACUUCUAUCCAUUUAUGUAAUUAUAAACUACUCAUAGCUCGUAACUCAUUAUUAUGGAUUCA
Messenger RNA from Lactuca sativa (garden lettuce), 4299 nucleotides. Its product is annotated as Patched family protein. Gene Ontology annotation, biological process: sterol transport. Gene Ontology annotation, molecular function: sterol binding; lipid carrier activity. The record is from RefSeq and is a predicted model, not a curated record. NCBI's taxonomy places the organism in Eukaryota, Viridiplantae, Streptophyta, Magnoliopsida, Asterales, Asteraceae. Gene Ontology annotation, cellular component: membrane.